AUGCUCCCCUGUGGGGACUGGUCUGAUGUGCUCCUCACCAUUCCACUGGAGACCUGGGUUUUAGGAAGGAGGACCACAGAGACAAAGGACCAUUUUGAUCAAAGCAUCUCAAGGUUACCUGCUGUCAUCCUCCCUGCUGCUGUUGGCCUCCGUGGUCUGACUGAGACGGGUUUGUCAGGCCCUCCUGCUGGAAAGGCCAAAGCAGAGGCUCUGGCAGCCAAGAAGGCCGCGCUGAAAGGCGCCAUCAGCUGCACAGAGAAAAAGGUCCGCACAGCUCCCACCUUUGGGCGACUAAAGACAGGCAGCCUGAAUACCCUGGGAAGAGCAACCCCCACCCCCGGGAGAAGCAAGCUUGCCCACUGUGCCAUCAUCCAGUUCCCCCUGACCACCGAGUCAGCCAUGAAGAAGACAGAAGACGUCCACACACUGGGGUUCACUAUGGACGUCCAGGCUAACAAGCGCCGGGUCAACCAGACUGUGAAGAAACUCUAUGACUCCGAUGUGGCCAAAGUCAAGACCCUGAUCAGGCCUGAUGGAGAGAAGAAGGCAUACCUUUGGCUGGCUCCCCAUUAUGAUGCUUUGGAUGUUGCCAACAAAAUUGGGAUCAUCUAAA
Jaculus jaculus (lesser Egyptian jerboa) is the source of this 613-nucleotide messenger RNA. Its product is annotated as 60S ribosomal protein L23a-like. Gene Ontology annotation, cellular component: ribosome; cytosolic large ribosomal subunit. Bases 1 to 612 code for a protein of 203 amino acids. The transcript is spliced from 2 exons. The record is from RefSeq and is a predicted model, not a curated record. Gene Ontology annotation, molecular function: structural constituent of ribosome. NCBI's taxonomy places the organism in Eukaryota, Metazoa, Chordata, Mammalia, Rodentia, Dipodidae. Gene Ontology annotation, biological process: ribosomal large subunit assembly; translation.